Molecule: messenger RNA, 646 nt
Organism: Prunus avium (sweet cherry)
Lineage: Eukaryota; Viridiplantae; Streptophyta; Magnoliopsida; Rosales; Rosaceae
Source: RefSeq, a predicted model, not a curated record
AUGCUGAUUGUUUUGAGUUCUUUAUGGCCCAAUAAGGUCCCCUUUCAUAUCGAUGGAGGUCAGCCUUCCUACUUAAUCAUUGCUGGUUUGGUGUUUACCCCACUCUCAGAACCACUGAUAGAUGAGGAGUGUGAAGACUCUAUAGGAUUGAAACUCUUGGCAAAGGCACGCUACUCUUUGGCUAGGUUCAAAGGGGAACAGAUUGUGAUCUUAUCACAGGUCUUAGCAAAUGAAGUGAACAUAGGGUAUGAGGAUAUGAGCAAUCAGCAGGUUUUGAAGUUAAAUGGAACACAAAUAAGGAACAUUCAUCAUUUGGCGUACCUUGUAGAUUCAUGCAAGGACAAGUACUUAGUCUUUGAAUUUGAAGACAAUUAUAUAACAGUUUUGGAAAGGGAAGCAGCUACAGCUGCUUCUUCCUGCAUUCUCAAAGAUUAUGGGAUUCCGUCUGAAAGGUCUUCCGAUCUGUUGGAACCCUACGUGGAUUCACUUGGGGACAACCAAGCAGUCGAUCAGUACAUCGGCGACAGUCCGGUUUCAAAUUUGGAAAUUGGCUUUGAUGGAAUUAUUUGGGCAUAAAUUAUAAUUUGCUUAUAUCCCGGAGGAAUACAAAGUCAUCGGUAGAAAGAUGAUGGUUAUUGCAGGCCAA